Molecule: messenger RNA, 1030 nt
Organism: Armigeres subalbatus
Lineage: Eukaryota; Metazoa; Arthropoda; Insecta; Diptera; Culicidae
Exons: 2
Coding region: 158-877 (239 amino acids)
Molecular function (GO): zinc ion binding
Source: RefSeq, a predicted model, not a curated record
UUCCACGCUAGCUAAUGGCUGCCUCGGUGGGUACAAUUGUGGUGGGCACUUGACACUAACUGGUUGUUUGACAGUUCUAUCUGUCACUGAAUUUUCACACGUACCCGUUCUUCUUGGUAUGGCUUCUGUUGUGCGGUGAGAGUAACGAAGUACAAAAAUGUUAUCAUCGAAAGUUUCUACACUUUGCGCUGAAGAUAUUAAGCGGUAUAAGGAAAAAAUAUUAGUGGUUGGUGGCGAAGAUCCGUAUAACUUCAAAUACAGUACAAAAACCCUGCCGCUCACCGUGGAUUACGAUGGGAUAUUGUCAUACUUACUCAGCACCUUAUCGUUUCGAACGGAUCAACCAGUGCGAAACAAAAAAUCGGUGGAGGCUUAUAAAAGCUUUGAACGUGGCUUCGUAAAAGAAGUAAAAGGAUUCAAACGAGAAAACAUUUUUGCUGUUUUGGGAACGGUGCUUCAUAGUAUGCGCAUAAAUGAACCCCCUGCGACGUGCUGGAUUCUAGUUCAAAAUGAAGCCGGAGAUGGAAACGAAGUGGGAGAUAUUCUGUGUGCACAUUGCGAUUGCACCGCCGGAGCAGGUGAAACUUGCUCGCAUGUUGCUGCAGUAUUGUAUGCAUUAAACUUCGCAAGGGAAACGUGCUUGGGAAAGCAGAUUUCUGUUACGCAGCUUCCGUCAUACUGGACAACACCAUCGGGCAGUGUUCACGAAAACCUGUAUGCUUCUGUUGACCGAAUUACAUUUGGACAAACUGUACGGACAAACUGCGAGCUGCAAGAUAGCAGAAUUCAAAGAUCCGAAAGCGAACUGCAGGAGCUUAUCAGAAAAAUCAAUGACUCAGGGCAAACUGUAGCUGUUGGUGGCGCAUUUUUGAGCUAAACGAUUGCUGCGACGAUUGCAGUGAGGAUAAUAGUAAACGACAGUACAUAGAAACAACUUUUCAUUUCAAUCUCUUUUCAACGAAAGCCUUGAGACGCAUUCUUUAGAGGAUUUGAUAGAAUAUGGCAGAGAAAUGGAUUGGAAUUUCGACGA